This is a messenger RNA of Echinops telfairi (small Madagascar hedgehog), 1268 nucleotides long. RefSeq names its product succinate-CoA ligase GDP/ADP-forming subunit alpha (gene SUCLG1). The record is from RefSeq and is a predicted model, not a curated record. Gene Ontology annotation, biological process: tricarboxylic acid cycle. NCBI's taxonomy places the organism in Eukaryota, Metazoa, Chordata, Mammalia, Afrosoricida, Tenrecidae. Gene Ontology annotation, molecular function: succinate-CoA ligase (GDP-forming) activity; succinate-CoA ligase (ADP-forming) activity. Gene Ontology annotation, cellular component: mitochondrion; succinate-CoA ligase complex (ADP-forming).
GAGUGUCAUUGGCGGAUGACCGCAGCCGGCGCUGCCGCCGCGACCAUGGCCUCCGGCAGCAGCGGCCUCGCUGUCUCCCGUCUCCUGACGCGCUACUUUUUCGUGCAGCAACAUGGAAUUCGACAUUGUUCCUAUGAAUCUUCCCGGAAAAAUCUCUAUAUUGAUAAAAAUACAAAAAUUAUUUGCCAGGGUUUCACUGGCAAGCAGGGCACCUUUCAUAGCCAACAGGCCUUAGACUACGGCACCAAACUGGUUGGAGGAACAACCCCAGGGAAAGGAGGCAAGAUGCAUCUGGACUUACCCAUCUUUAAUACUGUGAAGGAGGCCAAGGAAAAGACAGGAGCGACAGCAUCUGUCAUUUAUGUCCCUCCUCCCUUUGCUGCUGCGGCCAUAAAUGAAGCUGUGGAGGCAGAGAUGCCCUUGGUGGUGUGCAUUACCGAGGGCAUCCCCCAGCAGGACAUGGUCCGGGUCAAGCACACACUGCUGCGCCAGGGAAAAACGAGGCUGAUCGGGCCAAACUGCCCCGGAGUCAUCAAUCCUGGUGAAUGCAAAAUUGGUAUCAUGCCUGGCCAUAUUCACAAGAAAGGAAGAAUUGGCAUUGUGUCCAGAUCUGGCACCCUGACCUAUGAGGCAGUUCACCAGACGACACAAGUUGGAUUAGGGCAGUCCUUGUGCAUUGGCAUUGGAGGUGAUCCUUUUAAUGGAACAAACUUUAUUGACUGCCUAGAAGUCUUUAUGAAUGAUCCAGCCACGGAAGGCAUCAUAUUGAUCGGUGAAAUUGGUGGAAAUGCAGAAGAAGAUGCUGCAGAGUAUUUGAAGCAACAUAAUACAGGUCCAAAUGCCAAGCCUGUGGUGUCCUUCAUUGCCGGGUUAACAGCUCCUCCGGGCAGGAGAAUGGGUCACGCGGGGGCGAUUAUUGCAGGAGGCAAAGGGGGCGCGAAAGAGAAGAUCUCUGCCCUCCAGAGCGCCGGGGUCGUCAUCAGCAUGUCUCCCGCCCAGCUGGGGAGCACCAUGUACAAGGAGUUUGAAAAGAGGAAGAUGCUAUGAAAGAAAUGCCAAACCAAAAAAUUUCCCAAAGCUGUGGAGUGAAUCAUAGGAAUAAGAACCAGCAACUGUCUGCUCCUGUUGUCCACUAACUGUCAGAGGCGCUGCACCCGACAGUGGUCUUUCAGUGCAACAGGAAGCCCAAACAAAGAAUGCUCUAUUCUGAGAUGUCUUCACUUGACUGUGUAACAGAGACAACCAAUAAAUCUACCUUUAAACUUGAA